AUUGACUCGAUAGCGUUAGUGACAUUGGUGCUAAUCGUAAGUACUACUAAAACCUAUCAGUACGAAAAAUCAUAUAGCUCCUACCCAAUACAAAUGAAAAAUGCAAAUGUACCAUCCUUUGAUGCAUUCGAUGCGCUGAUGAUUGAAAUAAUCAAAUAUUCAAAUUCCGUUUCAAGUGAUGAUUCGGAUAUUCGUUUUCUUGAAUCCCUUGGUGUAAAUGUAAGCGAAAAGUUAAUCGAAAAAGCUACAAAAGAUCAUGCCAGGUUUAUCAACGAAUUAGAUAUUGUUAAAUAUGUAUGCACAGAAUUUUGGUCAUCCGUAUACCACAAACAAGUUGAUACGCUUAAAACCAAUUAUCAAGAUGUUUACGUUCUCAUUGUUAAUGAUUUUCAGCCUUUAGUGAAAUUCGAAAGUAUCCCAGAAGGUAUAUCAGAAAUCCCGAAGUAUCUGGCGUUCCCUUCAGGACUUUUGAAAGGAGCUUUAUGUAGUCUAGGAUUGAAUUGUGUUGUGGCAGCAGAUUGUGAACAACCACCUACAUGUAAGUCUGCCUAUAACAAAGUCACUCUUAGUAACAGGUAAAUUCACAGUUACAGUGCUUUCUUACAGAGGUAUAAGCUGAAGUUGUGAACAUAUUUUGUUAUUUGUGAAUUAAACUGGCCUACUUAUAUAUUUCUGAUUUUUAUUAAACCGAGUUUUCUAAUGUAUUAUGAUUUGUGAUUUAAUUUUAGUCUUGCACAAAACAACUCUCCCAUUUAUACUGUUAUCUAUGUUCCAUAACCAGAGCGACCGACAACGUCUACUUAAACGAUCACUUAUACUUGGUGUAACGCACCUUUAUCUAAUUAUCAACCAUAAAAUAGUAUCCAGUUUGUAAGCGUGACUUUCUUAUUGAUUUUAUUGCAUCCUUCAUUAUUGUUCGAGUUCCGCCUUUGACUAUAGCUACGCGAAGAUUGGUUUUACAGCAUUGUUAACUUGCUUGAAGAUUACAUCUAUUGGGGAAAUAGGAUCUAAACCUGCUGGUAUUUUCCAUAAUAUUUUCUGUCUGCGAAUUUCAGAGACGGAUGAUCGAUUGUAACCAUUUAGCGGAACAAAAAAUAUCUGAGCACACCGAACGAUGACUGGCAAAUCCAAUGAUCACUCAUGUGUACUAUCAAAUGCAGAAAAACCAACAGCCAAAAUUUAAUAAAUAGGAAUCUAUCGAGCUACUUUAUUGUAAAAUGGUUGAAUGUAUAUCUUAGUCGCUAGGUGCUUAGUGGGUUGGAUUUGUCCAAAAUUUGCUUCUAUUUAGGCUUAAUGGAUAGUGGAUGCCUGAAAGGCGUUCAAAAUAACUGACCAACAGCGAACACCAGUUCUACUUCUCUCUCAAGAGGUCACUACCAUCAAACGUUUCUAAAUUAACUGUACGGAAAGGAUACACGAUCAACUCCUAUAUAUUUUAAAUAUAAUCACAUGGUUUUGUCACUUAGUCUUAUUUGUAAUUGUUCACUAAUUUUAUUGAAUAAUGUGUACUUACACUUGUUAGUCCUUGUGGAUGAGCAUAGGCUUUCCAAUCAUUUUUAUUAUGACUGGUUUCUUAGCAAUUUGUAGUACAAUGUUUAUUAUCGUAUUGUAUCUCUCAUUAUGAUUAGCUUUUAUAUAUUCUGAACAUUUCAUUUUCAUAAACUAAGCAUGUCAACUCUUUGUUUUUGAUCAUAUUGUUCUUCACAACUUGACCUUGCCUGUAACUUACGAGAACCGUUAAAAUAGAAUAAAUUCAUUUUACUUUGCAAA
Messenger RNA from Schistosoma margrebowiei, 1770 nucleotides. Lineage: Eukaryota; Metazoa; Platyhelminthes; Trematoda; Strigeidida; Schistosomatidae. The record is from the annotation of a GenBank genome assembly.